GUGGCAAGGAAGUGUUUCUUUCACCGUGUCGAUUAGAACGUUCCCUGAAUGGUUAGGUGUUGGAUCCCAUUCUAGCCCUGUGGGAAAUAAGGGCUCUGAGCACAAACUUCCCGAGUCACCCUAGUCGAAACCCAUUGCGGCAGUGAGCCUGGCGACGGUUUUAGGAAAGACGGACUCUGACGGCCCUCCUCAAAUAAUCACUGUUGCAUCCUCCGCAGCGCUGCUGUUACUACUCGGAGCAUCACUCAUCUCCUUAGUGUCCUGGCCAGUGGUGGACACGACCCAACACAGCGGUGAUUGGUUCCACGGUUGCCAAGGACACCAGGCAACAUGGUUGACCAGUUCUCGUCGCUCGACAUCUACAUUGUGUGUGUGUUCGUUAGUGGGCCGCUGGCGGCUAUCAUUCUCUCGUUCAUCGUUUCCUUCUUCUUAAUACGCUGUUCAAGCAAACGCCACGCCGAGGCUCUGACAUUUGAAAACCCGGUCAAGAAUCGCACUAAAGACCAGAACAUCCUGGACACGGACGUGAGCUUCACCAGCUCGCAGCCGAAAUCUCAACAACGCAGAGCUCAACCGCCGAUACCGGACUCUGCCUCCUACCCGUCCUCAUCGGCACAGCAGCAGCGUCCCGGAUCCAAUGCACCGCCGCCUCUACCGGCCGGGCCCCUGCAGCCGAACCGCUACCCGGACUUCAACAACCAGGCUGGCUCGCACAACACGAUGCUACACGUGAACGCGAAUGCACCUCCGCUGCCCAACACCCCACCGCCGGGCAAGAUGUCGCCGCGGCACUCGUCUUCGUCCGCCUGGGACACGCACAGCACCACCACCCACGUGCCACCGUUGCCCGGUGGUCCCCACGACUUCGGCGGCGACACAUACGACAUGGCGGAGAUGAACGCACACCGCCAGCAGCGCCAAUUCGAGCACGAGCACCAGCAGCAGCAGCAGCAUCACCAUGGUAACGUUGCCGAUAUAUACGACAUGGCCGAGCGUCAGGAGAUGGCCGAGGCCGACAAUUACGACAUGACCGGCUGAUCCUGCCCUCGUAAUUAUUGUGCUCGUUUAUUGUGCUGCAUGUGUCUGAUUGGUGCUUGCUCAUCCGGCUGUGGUGAUGAUCUGAGUGUUCGCCUUUGUUGGCGUAGGUAGGGUAUCUAGCAACUCUGUGUGCGUGCGUGUGUGUGUGUGUCGCACACUGUUAUCUGUCCACUUGUUCGCCGUUCCUCGACACACACAUACACGCACAUACGCGCGUGCACACACACAUACACCCACACACACACUCUCUUUUUUUCUAUCUUUCUCUGGUUUAUCUUAGAGCCACUAAACAACUGCAUUUGGGGUGUAUGUUAUGUGUGCAUAUCCAAAACACUGAGAUAUUGAUAUUUAUUUUCUGAGGACCCUGCACUUUAACUAGAUAGUACGUACCGCGUCUGUUUACGUUGUUUUGUUCAAAUUCUUUGGCCUUCAUAUUUUCGCGUGCGUUCAUUAUUGACGCUUCUGUGGUCGAUGUUGGCGACGUCGCUUGGUGCUGUAUUUCCCGACGGGAAUCGUUUAGAGGGUCGCGAAUCGCCGAGAGCCGUGGCUCACUCGUGUGAUAUUAGUCCUGAAGUAUAUAGUUAUGACCAAUUGUGUCUAGCUCUAGGUUUAGCUCAGUUAGCGGCAAAUCGAUUUUGACAUUUCUUCCCUUUAUGUGUGUGUUUAUCGAUUGUGUAUUUCAUGUACUGUCCUAUUUUGUGUAUUUGUGUACUACUUCAAGUAGAUCUA
This is a messenger RNA of Sycon ciliatum, 1767 nucleotides long. Its product is annotated as atrophin-1-like. The record is from RefSeq and is a predicted model, not a curated record. Bases 331 to 1038 code for a protein of 235 amino acids. NCBI's taxonomy places the organism in Eukaryota, Metazoa, Porifera, Calcarea, Leucosolenida, Sycettidae. The transcript is spliced from 3 exons.